Diatraea saccharalis (sugarcane borer) is the source of this 375-nucleotide messenger RNA. NCBI's taxonomy places the organism in Eukaryota, Metazoa, Arthropoda, Insecta, Lepidoptera, Crambidae. The record is from the annotation of a GenBank genome assembly.
AUGGCAUCGAACGGUGACGCUUACGCUUUUAAUGGUGGCCCUCCGUCUGCAAUUGGAAAUGCGGUGAUAAAAUCAACUGCGCCAAUUGGCAACAGAGGCGUCUUUGUGGAGAAGCUGCCCCUCAACCGGGGCACCAAAGACCGGUUUCAGAGUCGUUUAGUGGUAAAUAGACCUAACUACAACUACUACUCAUCGGGAUUCCUUGAGCGUGCCAGACUACUGGAGAGGGAAAGGAUCCGCGCGGGAUUGGCUCAUGUAGAAAUAUUGAUGAACAAUCCUAAUGAAUAUGGCUAUGUAAUGUUGGAUGAUAGAGCGCUGAACGUCCUUGCCAGUCUUAUUGAUAAAAUAUUGCCGAAAGACAUUAAUUUACAUUAA